Molecule: messenger RNA, 1263 nt
Organism: Chlorella variabilis
Lineage: Eukaryota; Viridiplantae; Chlorophyta; Trebouxiophyceae; Chlorellales; Chlorellaceae
Exons: 9
Coding region: 1-1263 (420 amino acids)
Source: RefSeq, a predicted model, not a curated record
AUGUUUGGGCUCAACGGCAGCGCCGCCCGCAGCGCCGGCUACCCGGCGGCGCCCGCCCUGCCUCGCGGCCUGCUCCUCGCCGACGACGUGGGCAGCGGACGAGGCAAGCCGCGGGCGCUGGCUGCCGCCCACACACACGGGGUGCUGCGUCCUGGCGGCGCCGCCAAGUGGGCGGCCGCGGAGCGCCGCCUCUCCCUGGCCGCCGUGGCGCUGGGCCUGGCCGUCUUCCUGCUGUCCUGGCGCUACCUGUACCAGUUCACGGAGAUGGGCGGCAUGGCGCUGGGCGGGGUGCUGGUCGUGUCGGGUGCGGCGGGCUACGUGGGCGGGCGCCGCCGUUCCGCUAACAUAGUGAAUCUGCAGCUGGUUGCCAGCCUGAUCGGCAUUCUUCUUGCCUUCAAUAUGAUUAGUGAGACGGUGAGGGAUGUGUCAGUCGACUGCGCCUUAGCCGAGCUGUACCACCGGGGGCGUGCCACGGAGAAGAGCGUGGCCGCCGUCGCUCAGCAGGAGGCCAUGGUCGCAGUUUUUGGGCGCCUGAAUGAGCUGGAAGAAACGCUGACGACGGUGCAGCAGGGCGCCGCCAAGCAUGUGGAGCUGCGGGAGGAGCAGCAGAAGCUUAAAAACACGGACCUGGCGUACAUCAGGUCCAAGAUGGACAUGAUCAAGAGGAGGGCGGAGGACCUGCUGUCCAGCGUGCUUCAGAACCCGAAUAUCACCGCAGAGACCAUCGGGCGCCUGAGCGAGGAGGAGAAGGCUGUGCUGCGGCAGCGCAUGGAUCUGGCCGACAAGGUGAUGGCCCGCAUCGAGCGCCACCACGCCAACAAGGACGAUGAAAUCACUUUCGAGGAGUACCAGGAGCUGCUGGCUGCCCUGACCGACGUCACGGCGGCCCCCGGCGACAGCGCGGAGAGCGGGGAGCUGGUGCAGGCGAGGAUCCAGCUGUACAACAUGAAGGCGGCGCUGGAGCGCAGCAAGGCCGACAGCUACUCCACGCUGCUGGUGGGCGAGGCGCCAAAGGCGCUGCAGCAGAUGGAGGCGCGGCGGCGCGAGCAGCGCGAGCGCUGGAACGCGCAGUUUGAAAAGCACCUGCACCAGCAGGAGGCCCAGGGUGCCGACUUCCUGGUCAACCUGCCGGAGCACUGCGUGAAGGAGACGGCGGGGGAGCGGCUGGUGGUGGGGUCGGGCCUAGCCUCCAUCCUGCUGCAGCUGGCCGCCGCCUACGUGGCACUCUCCCUCACCCUCCGGCUGCCCGUCAAGGGCGAGUAG